Messenger RNA from Hevea brasiliensis (rubber tree), 993 nucleotides. RefSeq lists its product as uncharacterized. The record is from RefSeq and is a predicted model, not a curated record. The coding region runs from base 106 to 864 and encodes 252 amino acids. The transcript has 5 exons. NCBI's taxonomy places the organism in Eukaryota, Viridiplantae, Streptophyta, Magnoliopsida, Malpighiales, Euphorbiaceae.
GUUGGCUUCCUUCCAAACAAACAAGCCAUUAAAUACCUCAACAGAGUAAAAACAAGCCAAAUCAAAAUCUAGUCGAUCACAUCGAAUCCAACAUCCGCAGAGAGAAUGAGUUUUCUCGCGGGAAGGCUAGCAGGAAAAGAAGCUGCCUACUUUUUCCAGGAAUCCAAACAUGCCGUUAACCGGCUUGCUGAGAAAUCCAUCCCCACCUCCAAGAACCUCCCGUCUUCUCCUCUUUCAAGCGAGCACGAAUCCCAAGCUGACGUUCUUCCGGAGGUCUUGAGGCAUUCCCUUCCCUCCUACAUCUACGGGAAACCGUCCGAUUCAUCGUCUCUUUCCACAGCCUCCAAGUGGGCACUGCACUCCCAUGUCAGUAAGGCCUCCACUGUGUCCCCUGAUGCUUUGAAUCCUCUCAGAGCUUAUCUAUCUCUGCCUCAGGUCACCUUUGGCCCCAAAAGGUGGGAAUUGCCGUCACAAGAGAACUCGGUGUUGGCGUCGACGGCGAACGAAAUGAGAAAAGACAGAUAUACCCCUAUAAAUCCAGAGAAAUUGAAGGCUGCAGCUGAAGGGCUCACACAGAUUGGAAAGGCAUUUGCAGUUGCUACUGCAAUUGUGUUUGGUGGAGCCGCAGUGGUGUUCAGUUUGGCAGUCUCCAUGCUAGACCUGCACAAUAGUGAUGAUAUCAGAACUAAAGGGAAAGAUUUGGUUCAGCCAAAAUUUGAUAUUAUUAGAGAGCAAUUGGUGCCUUUAAAAACAUGGGCAGAAGACACAUCAAAGAAAUGGCAUCUCAGUAGGGAGGAAGAUAUUAAAGAGAAACCUAUUGUCAAGGAGCUUUCUAAAUUUUUUGGUGCCAAAACGUCUAAUUGAUCUCCAUCUAUGCUGUUUGAUAAAUGUCAUAGCAAAGACAAUAUUAGAAAUGUUGUAUUUUUUUUUUUUGGUUACAUCUGAAAGAAACAAAUGUUAUAUUCAUAACAGACGUGAAUUUUUGGCCUACUA